Molecule: messenger RNA, 2893 nt
Organism: Microcebus murinus (gray mouse lemur)
Lineage: Eukaryota; Metazoa; Chordata; Mammalia; Primates; Cheirogaleidae
Source: RefSeq, a predicted model, not a curated record
UACGUCCAGUAUUUAAACAUGGCCGCCCCGAGGUCUGUUACGAGUUGGGCGCGGACAUAUUAGCUGGGCGAAGACAGGCCGGAAAUCCAGUCGUCUGUGCUCCGUACAAACGCUUUAGACCCUCGUCGGGCGCCGUAGGCCGGCUGGGAGGCUGGGCUAGGGCCCAGAAGUGGAAGAACUCUCGGAAGUGUAGCCGACUGGGAGGUCCCGGUGGCUUCACGAAUAAAUCGGGAAAGCUUUGGGAAGAUCAGGAUUGAUCAAACCUAAAAAGCCCACAGGUCCCGGCACCAGGACACAUCAAGUGAAGUGAGGAAGAGGUUCCAGGACCUGGAUGUCAUCAUUUGUGGGGACACCAUUACCAAAGACUAAGAUUUCCUACCAGAAAUUUAGGACAGUUCAGGAAGAGACUACAGACGCAGCAUCCUAGUUACUGGCCACUUCCCAAUAACAGAAGAAAAUGAUCAAGGCCCAGGAAUUGCUGACGCUGGAGGAUGUGGCUGUGGAGUUCACCUGGGAGGAGUGGCAGCUCCUGGACGCUGCUCAAAAAGACCUGUACCGGGACGUGAUGUUGGAGAACUACAGCAACCUGGUGUCAGUGGGGUAUCAAGCCAACAAGCCAGGUAUGUUCUCCAAGUUGGAACAGGGAGAACUAUGGUCAGUACAAGAUGAGAUCCACAGUCGAAUCUAUCCAGAAAUCAAGAAAGUUGAUAAUCAUCUACAGGUGCACUCACAAAACAGAAGAUGUCUGAAGAGAGGGGAACAUAAUGAAUUUGGAAACAUCAUUCAACAGAGAAAAAAUAAUUUUCCUUUAAAGCAAAAUCAUGAUAUAUUUGACUUACAUGAGAAAAUAUUAAAGUCAAAUUUAAGUUUAAUCAACCUGAACAAAAGCUAUCAGAUCAAGAAUUCUGUUGAGGUUAAUGGAGAUGGGCAAUCUUUCCUCUAUGAUAAACAUGAACAAUUUCAUAAUGAAAUGAAAUUCCCUGAAUGUGGAAAUUCUACAAAUAUAAAUUCACAACUCAUAAAGCAUCAGAGAACUGAAAAGAUACAUAAACCCCAUAUAUGCAAUGAAUGUGGGAAAGCCUUCCUCAAGAAGUCUCGCCUCAUUGAUCACCAGAGAGUUCAUACAGGAGAGAAACCUCAUGGAUGCAGUAUAUGUGGGAAAGCUUUCUCUAGAAAGUCCAGGCUAACUGAACACCAGAAAAUUCAUGUACGAGAAAAACGGUAUGAAUGCAGUGAAUGUGACAAAGCAUUCCGCUGGAAAUCACAGUUCAUUGCACAUCAGAAAAUUCACACUGGAGAGAAACCAUAUUUAUGCAGUGAUUGUGGAAAAGGCUUCAUCAAGAAGUCUCGGCUCAUUAAUCAUCAGAGAGUUCAUACAGGGGAGAAACCUCAUGAAUGCAGUCUGUGUGAGAAAGCAUUCUCCAGAAAGUCCAGGCUUGUUGAACAUCAGAGAACUCAUACAGGAGAGAAGCCCUAUGAAUGCACUGAAUGUGACAAAGCAUUCCGUUGGAAAUCACAACUCAAUGCACAUCAGAAAACUCACACAGGGGAGAAAUCAUAUAUAUGCAGUGAUUGUGGGAAAGGCUUCAUUCAGAAGGGCAAUCUCAUUGUACAUCAGCGAACUCAUACUGGAGAGAAGCCUUAUAUAUGCAAUGAAUGUGGAAAAGGCUUCAUCCAAAAAGGCAAUCUCCUUAUACAUCAACGUAUUCAUACUGGAGAGAAACCCUAUGUAUGCAAUGAUUGUGGAAAAGCCUUCAGCCAGAAGUCGUGCUUAAUAUCCCAUCAGAGAUUUCACACAGGAAAGACUCCCUUUGUAUGUACUGAGUGUGGAAAAUCCUGUUCACAUAAGUCGGGUCUCAUUAACCAUCAGAGAAUUCACACAGGAGAGAAACCCUAUACAUGCAGUGACUGUGGGAAAGCUUUCAGAGAUAAGUCAUGCCUCAAUAGACAUCGGAGAACUCAUACAGGAGAGAGACCCUAUGGAUGCUCUGAUUGUGGGAAAGCUUUCUCCCACUUGUCAUGCCUUGUUUAUCAUAAGGGGAUGCUGCAUGCAAGAGAGAAACGUGUAGGUUCAGUCAAGUUGGAAAAUCCUUUCUCAAAGAGUCACAGCUCAUCUCAUACAAGUGAUCUUAUUCAAGAUAAAAGCCCUGUUAACAUGAUAAGUUCCAAGCAGAUAGCAAUGUAGCCACUGUGGGACAGCCAGUUGCCAGAUAUUCAUCCUCAGCAGACAACAGAAUUUGCACAGAAGAGAAACAUUAUGAAUGCAGUGAAUGUGGUAGUGCUUUUAGUGAUCAAUUACAUCAUAUUCUAUGUCACAAAAAACACACAGGAAAAAACUGAUACAUUCAAAAUGGAAAACCCUUGAGUAAAACCUAGUUCAUAAUAAUGUGGCUAAUAAGCAUAUAACGACAGCAAAAUAGUGAGAAUGCAGAGGCUGAGAAAGUGUGUUAUGGAAAGAAGGACCCUGUUAAUCUGGACUAUGUCUUCAGUGAACAUAGAUUACAGGUCAUCAGUGAGCUCAUAGUUGGUAGAGAUAUACUGAUCAUGGAAAAGUCCUUGCCCAGACAUAAAACCUCAGUAGGUGUCAGAGAGUGCUGAAGGAGAGAAACUGUUGGAAGACUUGAAGGCCAUGAAUGUGGCAGAGUUGGCAGUGGUACAUUCUGCCUCAUCAAUUGUGAGAGGAAAUCAUAGAAAUAAAACUAUGAACACACUAACUGGAACAUCUCCAAAAUUAAGUGAGAACACAUGAAACCACCCCUGUGAAAAUGAAUAUUUUAAAGAUUACUGUCAUAAAUCUAACAUCAAUAUACAGCAGAUAAUAUGCAAGAAGUAUAUCUUAAGACAAUAUACUUGAAUCAAACUCCUAGUUGGUAUGUCAGUAACUCCUUAAAAG